CCGUCUUUAAUGCCCGUGCCCGUGCCCGUGCCCGUGCCCAGGCCCGUCACGACUCCUACUCCAUUCUCCAGAGAGAAAAAGUUAGGGUGGGGCGCAGUGGGCGGUGCUGGGUUUCGUGCCCUGCGCCUCAGGAUUGGCGGUAGGGUAGCAAUAGCCCCGUCCCUGAAUCCUCUUGACUUGUCCGGGAUAAGAGUUUCGCGGAGCCUCGUUCUCCGGAUCUCCAUCGGGACCAUCGGGAUGAAGUGGGGUGGGGCAGGGGGCUUCUGCGCAUGCACCAACGAGCAGGGGUCCCGAGGGUGCGACAGGGGACGGUGACGUCAGUGGUCGGCGCCGGCGCAGUGGGGAAGCGUUUCCUGUGGGCGUGUGGGCGGCGUCACAAGUUAGCGACGUUGCUGUGGUCUGGCUGCUGGCAUCUGAGGCGGAGGUUGCGGCGAUAGCAGCAGCAACAGCAACAGCAGCAACAGCAACAGCAGCAGCGGCGGCGCCUACGGCGGAGGCGGAGGCGGCGGCUGCAGCUGUGGGGGCAGUGGCAGAAGAGGCUCCGGCUUCGUGUCCGGCUCCGGCUGCAGGCGCCGGCUCUUGGCCUGUGUCGGCCUCCGCUGUUCCCACGCCAGCUUGGUAUGUACAGAUGGCUGGUUAGUGUUUUCCACUCCGUGUUCUGGAGGCCGCGUCGCGGCCCGGAGCCCGGAGCCGAGGCCGUACACAAGAGGCGGCUGUCGGACAGAGCGCCAGCCAAUGAUGAAAUACAAGCCAAAAGACCACGAUUAGAUUGCUUGAUUGACCAAUUCAAGAAGAGCAUCUGGGAUAUCACCAACUUCUUUGGUGCCCCGGCCCGCCAGCCCGCCAGGUGCCCGGAGGCCAAUGACAGCAAUGGCGAGCAGGCAGGGGAUUCAGCCGAAGAGGCACUUCCCAAACAUUCACCUAAUAAACUGACAAAUUCUGGAUCCGAGAAAAAUGUGUUUACAUCGGAUACGGAAACGCCAAAUGAAGAAAAUGAAGAUUCAAGUAAAGUGAGACAGGAUCCCCCAAGCCAGGAUAUGCCUUCCUUUAGUUUUCCUCGGAACCAGCAAGUUGGUAAGACAAGGAUAAGUGGUCGUCAUCAUGUCAAGGCUCCCCCAGACAACCCUCUCGCCAAGAAGCAGGUCGUUCCAGAAAAGAACCGUUUGGAGAAAUCCCCUGCAGUAACGGGCAGGGCUUUGAGGAGAUCACGCUGUACCGUGGAAGAGGGCGUUCAGAGAGAGGAGAGAGAGAAGUAUCAAAGGCUAUUACAACGACUUAAAGAAGGAUACCAUGGAAAUUGUCUUACUCCUGUCAAUGCAAACCAUCACAGUUCUCAACGAGGUCAUGUGGAAGCACUAAGGAAUGGCGGCUGGGGGGAAGAACAGCACCAUGGAAUGAGAGGUCAGCUUGUUCCAAGGCAAUACCGAGUUACUGAGAAAUGGGGACCUGUUCGUGUUAUGAGAAACGAGAAGAGGAAUUCUGGCCCCAUCCAUUUUUCUGAAAGGUAUUCUAAGGCGAAAAUUCCAGAGCCUGAAAAGACAAGUGGACGUAUAUUAGAAAAUGAAAGAGCUCCAGCUGAUCUCUCAGAGGAAGUAUCUGUCAGACUUCGCUUGGGUAAUGGACGUGCCCCCUCGCUUAGGCAGAGACACUCUGUGGUGGAGGUGAAGGAAGAAGAUCUCAGGCAGAGACGCUCCGUGGCCGAGGUGAAGGAAGAAGAACCUUGCCCAGACAAGGAAAAGGAAAAAACCCGAGAGAAGGAGGAGUGCCUUGAGGUGUGCCUCGAGGAGCCCCAUGGGGUGUUCCUCGAGGAGCCCCCGGCGGUGUGCCUCGAGGAGCCCCCCAUGGUGUGCCUCGAGGAGCCCCCCAUGGUGUGCCUCGAGGAGCUCCCGGCGGUGUGCCUCGAGGAGCGCCCCACGGUGUUCCUCGAGGAGCCCCCGGCGGUGUGCCUCGAGGAGCCCCCGGCGGUGUGCCUCGAGGAGCCCCCGGCGGUGUGCCUCGAGGAGCCCCAUGGGGUGUGCCUCGAGGAGCGCCCCACGGUGUUCCUCGAGGAGCCCCCGGCGGUGUGCCUCGAGGAGCCCCCGGCGGUGUGCCUCGAGGAGCCCCCGGCGGUGUGCCUCGAGGAGCCCCCGGCGGUGUGCCUCGAGGAGCCCCAUGGGGUGUGCCUCGAGGAGCCCCCGGCGGUGUGCCUCGAGGAGCCCCAUGGGGUGUGCCUCGAGGAGCCCCCGGCGGUGUGCUUCGAGGAGCCCCAUGGGGUGUGCCUCGAGGAGCCCCCGGCGGUGUGCCUCGAGGAGCCCCAUGGGGUGUGCCUCGAGGAGCCCCAUGGGGUGUGCCUCGAGGAGCCCCAUGGGGUGUGCCUCGAGGAGCCCCCGGCGGUGUGCCUCGAGGAGCCCCCGGCGGUGUGCCUCGAGGAGCCCCAUGGGGUGUGCCUCGAGGAGCCCCCGGCGGUGUGCUUCGAGGAGCCCCAUGGGGUGUGCCUCGAGGAGCCCCCGGCGGUGUGCCUCGAGGAGCCCCAUGGGGUGUGCCUCGAGGAGCCCCCGGCGGUGUGCCUCGAGGAGCCCCAUGGGGUGUGCCUCGAGGAGCCCCAGGCGGUGUACCUCGAGGAGCCCCAUGGGGUGUGCCUCGAGGAGCCCCAGGCGGUGUGCCUCGAGGAGCCCCAUGGGGUGUGCCUCGAGGAGCCCCCGGCGGUGUGCCUCGAGGAGCCCCCGGCAGUGUGCCUCGUGGAGCCCCCGGCGGUGUGCCUCGAGGAACGCCCCAUGGUGUGCCUUGAGCCUUCUAUGGUAUGCCUCGAGGAACCCUCCAUGGUGUGCCUUGAGGAGUCCUCCAUGGUGUGCCUUGAGGUGCUUCCUGAGGUGUGCCUGGAGGCUCGCCCUGAGGUGUGCCUGGAGGCGCUCCCUGAGGAGCGUCUCCAGGAGCUCCUUGAUGAAAUCUUUGAAGAGCGCCCUGAGGAGCGCCUCGAGGAACCCCCUGAGAUGCGCCUCGAGGAACCCCCUGAGAUGCACCUCGAGGAGCACCCUGAGAUGUGCCUCGAGGAGCCCCCUGAGGAGCCCCCCGAGGAGCCCCCCAAGCAGCCCCGGGAGCCCUCCGACCUCACCGAGGACAUGGAAAAAGAAAUUAAUCGUGCCCUAGGCUCUGGUCCCCAACAUGAGAUCCUAAGCAGUGCUUUCAAAUUAAGAAUCACCCGUGGGGAUAUACACACCUUGAAGAAUUAUCACUGGCUCAAUGAUGAGAUUAUUAAUUUUUACAUGAAUCUUCUGGUGGAGAGAAAUAAAAAACAAGGCUUGCCCAUCCUUCAUGCCUUUAGCACAUUCUUCUACCCUAAACUGAGUACUGGUGGUUACCAAGCAGUGAAGAGAUGGACCAAAGGAGUGGACCUCUUUGGUCAAGAGCUUAUUUUGGUGCCCAUUCAUCGGAGGGUACAUUGGAGUUUAGUGGUGAUAGACCUGAGAAAAAAGAAUAUCAAGUAUCUGGAUUCUAUGGGACAAAAAGGUCACCGAAUCUGUCAUCUGUUGCUCAAAUAUCUACAAGAGGAAAGCAGGACCAAAAGAAAUCGAGAUCUGGAUCCUGGGGAGUGGACUCUGAACAGCGCGAAACCCUAUGAGAUUCCUCAGCAAUUGAAUGGAAGUGAUUGUGGAAUGUUUACUUGUAAAUAUGCAGAUUAUCUCUCUCAGGACAAGCCGAUCACCUUUACACAGAAUCAGAUGCCUCACUUCCGGAAGAGAAUGGUGUGGGAGAUUCUCCAUCAGCAGUUGCUCUGAGAACGUCCCUCUUGUUCGCUCCAGCCGUUUGGGACGCUCCCCAGAUGGUUCCAUUUACCUCCCGCCUCAUGAGUUAGAAAGUCCCAGAAUCCUUUCUGCUGCUUUGCAGGUACCACGUUCCAAGGACUGCAUGGAGGCAUCUGGAGCCUCACCCUGGGGGUACAGAAGACCGAUCACCCACCCACCUAUAACUGCCCACUCCAGGCCUGUGCCCUCUUGCACAGUCUUUUUGGGCAACUCCUAUGAAAACAAACACUAAUUUAACAUGUGGUUAAAGGACAUUUUUUUCUUCAAGAAUGUAGGAAAUGCAGGGUUUACUCUGUGUGUAUGUGUAUGUGUAUGUGGGUAUAUAUAUGUGUGUGUAUAUAUAUAUAUAUAGAAAGUGUGUGUGCGUGUGUGUUCGUGUUCAAUAAUUGGGCAGAGGCCAUUCCUGCUCACUCAAAUGAAACUAUAGAUUCACUUAUGAAUAUUUAUUUCUGAAAGGACUAUUCAUUGAGCCACUACCCUCUAGCUGGGUCCUGGGGUUAGCCAUGGGAGAGGGUAGGGGUAGAGAUUUUAGCUUCAAGAACAAAGGCUGCUCCCUUCGAGCUGGAGGGAAUUCUCUUAGGAAGGACUGAAGAGAUAGACAGAUGUACUGCCGUGGGCCCAGGGGCAGGCAGGCCGGCCCAGCCGGCUGCUGGGCUGGCAGGUAGGUGCGUCGCUCCCUCUUGAUCCCUCUGUGAUUGCAGCUGCUCCCUUCCAUCCACCCCAUCCCAGAAUUCCUGCCUGCAUAGUCACUCGCUUUCAGGACACUGACUUGAUUGUCUUAUGGAGACCUUGUUUCCCUUUUAUGGAAAGAGACUUGGCUUAGCUCCUGUAACUGGAUUUGUAAUUACUGUGAACCCAAGAUAUUCAUUGCUCUCCUUCAGCUGAUUGGGGAAAAAUCCUCAAGUUAUAAGGGAAGGCAAGAAUGGUUUAUUUCAAGAGAGACUAUCCAAGGUAAAGCUAUUUUUCUCAAAGUUUCUUUUUUCUAUAUAAAACUAAAAUUAAGUUUUGUACUUAUUUGGAUCUUUUUUUUUUUCCUGAACUGAAAUCUGUGAAAGAGCCUAUUGCAAGGCUAAGGUUGUUGCUGAAUAAUCUAUUUUACAUAUGAAAGUUUGUAUUUAACUUGUUUUUUUAAAGUUAAAAGCAUCCAGAUGUUGCUUCUACUCUGAGGAUCUGAAGGAAUAUUUGUUGGUAUAAGGAAAGAUCCAAACCCAUUUUGCCGUAUCUAGUGCCUGGUGUCUGUCUUUCCCCCGUGUAAUAAAAGGUUACCUGGCUAUGAGCCUUGGUAAAUUUCUGUUGAAA
Monodelphis domestica (gray short-tailed opossum) is the source of this 5081-nucleotide messenger RNA. It is a transcript of the gene SENP2, whose product is annotated as SUMO specific peptidase 2. Gene Ontology annotation, biological process: proteolysis; protein desumoylation. Gene Ontology annotation, molecular function: deSUMOylase activity. The record is from RefSeq and is a predicted model, not a curated record. Gene Ontology annotation, cellular component: nucleus. NCBI's taxonomy places the organism in Eukaryota, Metazoa, Chordata, Mammalia, Didelphimorphia, Didelphidae.